This is a messenger RNA of Brenthis ino (lesser marbled fritillary), 603 nucleotides long. NCBI's taxonomy places the organism in Eukaryota, Metazoa, Arthropoda, Insecta, Lepidoptera, Nymphalidae. The record is from the annotation of a GenBank genome assembly.
AUGGCUUUAAACCACCCAAGUAUUUUGAACAAGUUCAUUAAAUUCCCGAAUACACCAGCAGCUAGAGAACUUAUAAAGCAAAAUUUCUACAACAAAUAUGGUAUUCCCGGAGUUGCAGAUGAAAAAUGUCACAUUUUGGCAAUCAACCCUAAAUUUGGGGGUGCUAGCCAUGAUGCCUUUGUGUGGGAGAACAGCCAGCUCAACACAUACAUGCAAACAUUGCAUCGAAAUGGUGAAUCUGUGUGGCUUCCAGGUGACUCUGGAUACCCACAAAGACCGUGGCUUAUGACACCAUAUAAUAACCCUGCACCCGGUAGUGCAGGAGAAACAUUCAAUAAGUUACACAGUAGGGCGCGUGUAACUAUUGAAAAUACAUUUGGACGCUUGAAAAAUAGAUGGAGAUGUUUGUGUAAGGAUAGGGUGCUCCACUACAAGCCGGAAAAAUGUGCCCAAAUUAUUUUAGCAUGCAGUGUGUUGCACAACAUAGCACUGGAUUUAGGAGUGCCAGAUCCUCAGGAACAAACAAUAGUUAAUAAUCAAGAUUUCCCUGAAAAUGAUGAGGUAGAGGAUGAUGUUACCCUGUUGAAGAGGGCUAGAGGUGUA